This is a messenger RNA of Aureobasidium melanogenum CBS 110374, 1584 nucleotides long. Its product is annotated as mate family transporter. The transcript is spliced from 2 exons. Gene Ontology annotation, molecular function: xenobiotic transmembrane transporter activity; antiporter activity. Gene Ontology annotation, cellular component: membrane. Lineage: Eukaryota; Fungi; Ascomycota; Dothideomycetes; Dothideales; Saccotheciaceae. The record is from RefSeq and is a predicted model, not a curated record. Gene Ontology annotation, biological process: xenobiotic detoxification by transmembrane export across the plasma membrane. The coding region runs from base 1 to 1584 and encodes 527 amino acids.
AUGGACAGUCGACAGGAUGGCACACAGAGCGCCAGUUCAUGGUUGCCAAAUUUCCUCCGAAAGUCGACAGACUCCAAAAACCUGAAUCCAGACGAGAGAACUUCUCUUCUUCCCAAGCCUGACGAUGAGCCCACCAUUGGCUCUGUUGAUGAUUUCGAAUACGAGGGAAAGAGCAAGACUCAGCUCAUCCUCCAUGAAUUUUGGGUAUUGCUUAAUGGAUCAAUUCCCGUCUUUCUCGCAUACAUGCUCCAAAACUCUUUACAGACUGUUUCGGUUUUGGUCGUUGGACGAUUGAGUCCUGAAGCACUUGCAGCAGCAGCUUUCUCUUAUAUGUUUGCCAUGGCUUCUGGUUGGCUCAUCGCACUCGGAGGCACCACUGCAAUCGACACUCUUGCCUCUGCAAGUUUCACCGGAAGCAAAGAUAAGCACGAUCUGGGUAUCAUUCUCCAGAGAGCUUUCUUUGUCCUUGGGCUCCUGUAUAUCCCUGUCGCUAUUCUCUGGCUCUGCUCAAAACCUGUCUUUAUGGCUCUCGGACAGGAUGAGCGCCUGUCCGAGGAUAGCAGCAAAUUCUUGAGCGUACUCGCACUCGGUGGACUUGGAUAUAUCUAUUUCGAAUGCCUCAAGAAAUUUUUGCAAGCACAGGGUAUCAUGAGACCCGGCACAUACGUACUUCUCAUUACUUCGCCUGUGAACGCAGGUCUGAACUAUCUUUUCGUGUACACUUGCAAGAUGGGUCUCCUUGGAGCACCUCUGGCCACAAGCAUAUCGUACUGGCUAUCAUUCUUGCUUCUUCUAGCCUACGCACGCUUUGUCGCAGGCUGGGACUGCUGGGGCGGCUGGUCGAAGAAGGCCUUGCAGAACAUCGGCACAUUUACAAGACUUGCUCUACUCGGAGUGGUUCACGUAGGCACUGAGUGGUGGGCCUUUGAGAUUGUGGCUCUCGCUGCAGGAAAACUUGGAACGAUUCCUUUGGCUGCACAAUCAGUCAUCAUGACCACGGACCAAGUCCUCAACACCAUUCCCUUCGGCGUUGGAGUUGCAACAUCAGCAAGAGUAGGAAACCUGCUGGGAGGCAGAAACGCCAAGGGUGCAGCACGCUCUGCCAACGUAGCUGCGUGGUUAUCAAUGAUCCUUGGAGCCCUUGUCCUCGCCCUUUUAAUGGGGGUCAAGAACUUCUACGCGAAAAUCUUCAACGAUGAUGAGGAUGUCAUCAAGCUGACUGCAGAAGUCAUGCCUUGGGUAGCCUUGUUCCAGAUUGCUGAUGGGCUGAAUGGCUCUUGUGGUGGCUCCCUUCGAGGAAUGGGACGACAACAUAUUGGUGCCUUAGUCAAUAUUAUAAGCUAUUACGCCGGCGCCUUGCCUUUGGGCAUCUGGCUAGCUUUCCAUGGCUGGGGUUUAGCGGGUCUCUGGAUUGGCCAGUGUAUCGCGCUGUACUUGGUCGGUUUUGGUGAAUGGGCGAUCGUUGCAUGGAGCGAUUGGAAUCAUCAAGUUCGAAAAGCCUUUGAGAGGAUGGAGCAUGAAGAACAAGUAGAGUCUGGUCUGGCAGACAAUACCGAUGGCUAUCAAAGGGAGGAGAGCAGAUAG